UUUCUUUAAUUUGGGUGUACUGUUUUGAGCACACCCUGUUUGAAAUAAAAAAUUCUUUUUUAAGCGGGUCCCUCGCAAUUAAGUGUGAAAAAUAAUUUCCUUAUGCGCAGUAUUAAAUUUGUCUAAAAUCAUUAAUUGUUUUACAAUUUUAAUAAUCAAGAUUUUAAUUAUCCAUCGAAAUGGAUGUUCCAGCAGAUAAAAAUUGUGAAGUAGAUUCUUGCAACGAUUCUGAUGAUGGAAGGAAGGACUCCGACAAUGCGAAAAUGAUACCAUUUGGAUGUAUGGGUGCUUUAUUUCGGCGUCAGUUUUUACAGGAAAUGGUUAAAAAUUUACCUGCGCCUAUACAAAAUAGAGUAGUUGCACUAAAAAAUAUACAACUCGAACACCUUAAGUUGGAAGCAGAGUUCUUUGAAGAAGUUUAUAAACUAGAACGGAAAUACCAAGAAAAAUAUCAGCCCCUUUUUGACAGAAGGAAAGACGUCGUUACAGGUCAAGUAGAGCCUUCAGAACAAAAGCCCCAAUGGAAAUCUGAUGAUUUGGAGGAUUCUGAAACAACCCCUGAAUUUCAAGAUAUGAUUAAAAAAAUAAGGGAAAUACCCGAAGAUACCAAAGGAAUUCCAAACUUCUGGUAUACAAUAUUUCGUAACACUGAGUUAUUGGGUGAUAUGAUACAGGAACAUGAUGAACCCGUUCUAAAAAAACUAACGGAUAUCAAAAUUAAAUAUGACGACGAGCAUUCCUAUACUUUGGAAUUUUAUUUUGAUAAAAAUGAGUACUUUUCAAAUGAAGUUCUUACCAAACAAUAUUUUUUAAAAGCUAUGGUCGAUGAAGACAAUCCAUUCGGUUUUGAAGGUCCAGAAAUUUAUAAGUGCAAGGGUUGUAAUAUCAACUGGGAAAAGAAAAUGAAUCUUACCAUAAAAACAAUUAGAAAAAAGCAAAAGCAUAAGGAACGCGGAACAGUCCGUAAUAUAGUAAAGCAAGUACCCAAUGACUCGUUUUUCAAUUUCUUCAACCCACCCGAUGUCCCAGAAGAUAAAGAUGAAAUGGAUGAAGAAACCCAAGGAAUUUUGGCAACCGACUUUGAAAUAGGUCACUUUUUACGAGCUAGAAUCAUUCCAAAAGCAAUUCUUUAUUACACUGGAGAUAUUAUUGACGACGAAGAUGACGAUGACGGCGAGUAUGAUGAUGAUGGUGAAGAUGACGAUGAAGAUGAGUCGGACGACGAAACAGUUGAAAAAGAAAAACGUAUAAAAUCAAUAGAUGAUUGUAAAAACCAAUAGCAUUAUGCGGGCAUCUACUAACAUUAAAUCACUAUAAUUCAAAAUUUAUUUUUUGUAAGAAUUUUGUAAAUGAAGCUCUAAGCGAAAAUAUGAUUUAAAAAGCUAUUUAGGCUACUUAUUUUCCAA
Messenger RNA from Zeugodacus cucurbitae (melon fly), 1406 nucleotides. It is a transcript of the gene Nap1, whose product is annotated as nucleosome assembly protein 1-like 1-A. The transcript is spliced from 7 exons. Gene Ontology annotation, biological process: nucleosome assembly. Lineage: Eukaryota; Metazoa; Arthropoda; Insecta; Diptera; Tephritidae. The record is from RefSeq and is a predicted model, not a curated record. Gene Ontology annotation, molecular function: chromatin binding; histone binding. Gene Ontology annotation, cellular component: chromatin; nucleus. The coding region runs from base 180 to 1280 and encodes 366 amino acids.